CAAUUAGUCAUCAAACAAAAUUUACGCAAAUUUGUAAAAAAUAUUUUACAAAGAAUUAACAAAUUCUUUAAUUUUUACGCUACGUUGCGAAAAGCUUACUUAAACAAUGAAUCGACUUUUUGGACGUGGAAAACCCAAAGAACCUGGUCCAAGUCUAAAUGACUGCAUUUCAGGCGUGGAUGCUCGGGCUGCCAACAUUGAGGAGAAGAUUGCGAAGCUGGAAACAGAGCUGCGAAAAUAUCGCGAGCAGAUGAGCAAAAUGCGCGAGUCACCAGCUAAAAAUUCAGUAAAACAAAGGGCGCUGCGUGUGCUUAAACAAAAGAAGGCCUAUGAACAACAAGCCGAAUCUCUGCGCAAUCAAUCCUUCAACAUGGAACAGGCAAACUAUGCGGCACAGUCUCUCAAGGAUACUCAGGCCACAGUGGCUGCCAUGAAGGAUGGCGUCAAGCAAAUGAAAACGGAAUACAAAAAGAUCAACAUUGAUCAAAUUGAAGACAUGCAGGACGACAUGGCCGAUAUGCUGGAGCAGGCCGAUGAGGUGCAGGAGGCAAUGGGACGCACCUAUGGAAUGCCCGAUGUGGAUGACGAUGAUUUGCAGGCCGAACUUGAUGCCUUGGGCGAUGAGAUCGCCUUGGACGAUGAUACCAGCUAUUUAGAUGACGUUACUAAGGCGCCUGAAGCGCCUGACAGAGAGCCAGGUGCCGACAGCAUCGUACCUGGAAAGCAGAGCACCAUUGAAACGGAUGAGUUUGGAUUGCCCAAAGUACCGACCUCCUUGAAGACUACAUAGAUAACAUCUGUCCAGCUUCUCACUUCAAAGGUUUAUCUUAUCUAAGAAAAAAAGCCACAAUGUCAGCUUGGAGUGUUUCCAUACAGUUAAAAUAACAAAGUUUAAGUUUUUACCAAUUGUAAGCAUUUUUUAUGUUUGAUACCAAUAGCAUGCCUGCGCAUAUUAAAAGGAUUCGUACACUUAU
Molecule: messenger RNA, 974 nt
Organism: Drosophila innubila
Lineage: Eukaryota; Metazoa; Arthropoda; Insecta; Diptera; Drosophilidae
Gene: Vps60
Product: charged multivesicular body protein 5
Exons: 5
Coding region: 107-790 (227 amino acids)
Biological process (GO): late endosome to vacuole transport via multivesicular body sorting pathway; vesicle budding from membrane
Cellular component (GO): multivesicular body
Source: RefSeq, a predicted model, not a curated record